This is a messenger RNA of Magallana angulata, 1458 nucleotides long. RefSeq lists its product as uncharacterized. Bases 46 to 831 code for a protein of 261 amino acids. The record is from RefSeq and is a predicted model, not a curated record. NCBI's taxonomy places the organism in Eukaryota, Metazoa, Mollusca, Bivalvia, Ostreida, Ostreidae. The transcript is spliced from 5 exons.
UGUGAAUCGACAAGGGUCUUCUACUUACACUCGGAGUGCUGAGAAAUGAAGUCGAGAAGACACGGUUUUAAUACCUUCUUAAUAUUCCAAUUUUUCUGUUGUACAUUAACAACUGGAAAAGAUUGUUCUAGAGAAGGGGAACCAUUGGAAUGCUGUGUAAACAAUUAUGAAGUCAACGGAAAGUGUUUAGAAUGUCCUGACGGGUGGUUGGGCUUCAACUGUUCUGUUCCUUGCACUGAUGACUAUUAUGGCAGAUUCUGUGUCAAUGUCUGUAACUGCAGCUCUGAAUAUCAGUGCCACCACGUAAAUGGAUGCGUACUUUUAUCUACUGUUUCGGACGAAAAGAUAGAGCCAAACAUGUACAAUGAUGAUGAGAAUGUUGUUUCAAUGUGGGUGUUGAUUUCGGUAAUCCUGAUUACGUUACUAAUUUGUGGAAGCGGGACUGCUGUUGCAAUAAGGACGGCUAGGAAAAGGAACUUCUGUUUUGAUGUUUCUACCCCUGUAACGUUAACUGGACGGAAGACAAUAGAAGCAUAUUCCAUUCAAAGAUUAAGCAAAUUUAAUGAACCAAAGGACAUCAGUGACGAUUUACAAUACGCUGAAAUAGUUAGAGAUGGAACCAAAUCGAAAUAUAAUACCGACAAAAGCUCUUCCAAAUCUGAGAACAACUACUUCGACCAGAAUUCCUCUGAGCCCAAAUCUAAUGGCAACAUAUACAGUACACACAUCUUACCUGAUGCAGAUUAUGAUAAACUACAGUUUCAUCCCCCAAAUGAUGAAGUUCUUCAUAACGAACUAGACUUGUAUGAUGUCACCGUCCAAAAAUCAUAGUAGAUGUUUUGCACCAUUAACUAUUUAUAUGCAUGUCUAUUCAAAUACUUGUAGGACACUGGUAUUAUAUUGCAUUCAUAUGCAAAUAUUUUAUUUAUUUGAUCUCCUGAUUAAUAUCGGGUAUCUUGAACAUUAUUUUUAAAGACAACGAACAAUGGGCGAAUAAAAUAAAUUUAAUGUUCAAAAUAAAACCUAAUAAAUGUACCACGGCCCAUAUUAAUGUUUUAAAUACUCGAAAUGAGUCUGUCAUACGCUGUUGAUGGGAAUUUUUCGGUUAACAUCAAUAAGCAGAUCAUCAGUGAAACAUCUAAAAUCUACUAUAAAACAAUAAUUCAUUAAAAUACCUAGUGCAUUUCAAUUUUCUUAAAGUUACUCUUUAACAAAAUGAAAUUAAGUUCAUAUGAUAAAUCUUAAUUGCAAAUAAUUUGGUUCAAGUACAAGACGUCAUUGUCGUUUGUUGUUUUAAAAGUAAGUCUAUUAUAUAUUCCAGUUUGAUACGAUUCAUGUAUGAAUAUUUAAAAUUGUUCAGAUUAAUUUGGAAUGUUAAUAAAGUCAUGUUUCGAUUAAAAACUUUAAAUGUCAAUAAAACAAAUUUUGAAAGAUCAUUUGUGUGCUCAUUCUCUAUAG